Molecule: messenger RNA, 258 nt
Organism: Penicillium waksmanii
Lineage: Eukaryota; Fungi; Ascomycota; Eurotiomycetes; Eurotiales; Aspergillaceae
Exons: 1
Coding region: 1-258 (85 amino acids)
Source: RefSeq, a predicted model, not a curated record
AUGACAGCGGUAGUUAAAUCCACGGGAUUGCCGGGGAAAUGGAGACAGGCCGAAAGCCAGACCGCAUGGGAUUCGUGGAAAUGCCCCGAUGCAGCUAGUCAGGGUCGGCGUAGUCGGCAGAUCCUGAGCCGAAUGACUGAUGGCCAGACCGAGAUCCUCGCUUCAGGGACCACCUGGGACCCCCAGGGACCCGCUGGACUGCCAAUUGCCGAUGUGUCAUCCCGAUGGGAGCCUGCUACCAGUGGAUACCAGGUCUAG